Messenger RNA from Hirundo rustica (Barn swallow), 996 nucleotides. RefSeq lists its product as uncharacterized. Lineage: Eukaryota; Metazoa; Chordata; Aves; Passeriformes; Hirundinidae. The transcript has 3 exons. The record is from RefSeq and is a predicted model, not a curated record. Bases 1 to 765 code for a protein of 254 amino acids.
AUGGCCUGCGGUCACAUGAGGUGGCCAUGCUCGGCACAGGUGGCCGGCUCGCGCUGGCACAGGAAGCACUCGGCAAUGAUGGCUCUUGUUGGGGACAAUCCAGGAAACCGGCCGGCCCAGGGCCAGGCAGCCCCAUGGGCCACAGGGGAAGGCGCUGGCUGGGAAGGACGCCCAGGAUGGCCUCACCCGAAGGCUGCUGCGGCCGCGGGGUGCACGGCGUGGGACCGGCCAGCGGCCAGGGGGCUGGCGGAGGUAUCGGCGGCCCCGGCCCCGGCUCUCCCACAAGGGCCCCAUGCCGUUCUGAGCCAGGGCUGCCACACUUCCACGGACACGGCUUCCAUCGCUCGCGUGUUCUUACCUGCUCUGCUCAUCCUCCAGCCCUUGGCCUGGGAUCCCCCCCGUGAGCCCUCGGCUGGUCCCUUCUUCUCCCGGCGGUUGCCCCCGGUGCCGCGUCAGGCGCUGCGGGUGCAUUCUGCCCCUCCUCGCCGCCUCGCAGGGCUGGCUGGGCGGGGGCUGCCUGCGGAGGGGCCAGGGUUGCCACGAUGCCCCGUCCCGCUGGGCACGGGGCUGGCUCAGGCACCAGCCUGCUGGGACCACGGCCUUUGCGCAAAGCACUUUGUCAGGCGGAGCAACUUCUCCUCAGGGGUCUGUGAGCUUCCUCUGGGUCCUGCCCCAGCCCCGUCUGUCACCCCCACGCCAGGGGGGAGGACGCAGCUUGUCCUGGGUCUAUUUAUUCCCAUGGCGCUCAUCCCACACCCUGGGUGAAUUGACCUCCCUUUCCCACUGGCACACCCACCUCGUGGUGCUGUGGGGUGCCCACCCAGGAUACACUGUGGGGCCCUGGGCCCCUCUGCUUCACGCCAUGGGAACAUGCAGCAGGAAUUGGGGGGCUCUGGGGUCUCUGUCAAGCUCUGCCAUACACCAAAAAGAGGGGCCCUGGCUCUGAGCUGGGCCCUAAUGAUUGUCUCCUGUGUCUGUAAAGAUUUAUUCCAUGUA